AUGUCUUCAGGCCGAUAUUUUUGCUUACUUUUAAGAUUUCCUUUCGUUUCUGUUAAAUUUAGUGGAAUCAUAUCUAUCUAUCUAUCUAUCUAUCUAUCUAUCUAUCUAUCUAUCUAUCUAUCUAUCUAUCUCAUUCUAUUUCCAUCUUUCUUCCCAACUAUCUUUCUCAUACUUUUUCUAUCUAUUUCAUCUUCUUUCUUUCUAUAUUAUUCUUUUUCUUUCUUUCUUUCUUUCUUUCUUUCUUUCUUUCUUUCUUUCUUUCUUUCGCAUUUUUUUAUCUAUCUAUCAAUCUAUCAUUCUCAUUCUUUCCUUCUUUUUUUCUUUCUUUCUUUCUAUGUCAUCUAUCUAUCUAUCUAUCUAUCUAUCUCAUUCUUUUUCUUUCUUUCUUUCUUUCUUUCUUUCUUUCUUUCUUUCUUUCUUUCUUUCUAUCUACUUACCUACCUACCUACAUACCUAUCUCAUCUUUUUUCUACCUAUCUCAUUCUCUUUCUUUCUAUCUCAUUCUUUUUCUUUCUUUCUUUCUUUCUUUCUUUCUUUCUUUCUAUAUCUAUCUAUCAAUCUCAUACUUUUCUUUCUAUCUAUCUAUCUAUCUAUCUAUCUAUCUAUCUAUCUAUCUAUCUAUCUCAUUCUUUUUCUAUCUAUCUAUCUAUCUAUCUAUCUAUCUAUCUAUCUAUCUAUCUAUCUAUCUCAUUCUUUUUCUCUAUCUAUCUAUCUAUCUAUCUAUCUAUCUAUCUAUCUAUCUAUCUAUCUCAUUCUUUUCCUAUCUAUCUAUCUAUCUAUCUAUCUAUCUAUCUAUCUAUCUAUCUAUCUAUCUAUCUAUCUCAGUCUGUUCAUAUCUAUCUAUCUAUCUAUCUAUCUAUCUAUCUAUCUAUCUAUCUAUCUAUCUAUCUAUCUAUCUAUCGCAUUCUAUUUCCAUCUUCCCAACUAUCUUUCUCAUACUUUUUCUAUCUAUUUCAUCUUCUUUCUUUCUAUAUUAUUCUUUUUCUUUCUUUCUUUCUUUCUUUCUUUCUUUCUUUCUUUCUUUCUUUCUUUCUUUCUUUCUUUCUUUCUAUGUCAUCUAUCUAUCUAUCUAUCUAUCUCAUUCUUUUUUUCUUUCUUUCUUUCUUUCUUUCUUUCUUUCUUUCUUUCUUUCUUUCUUUCUUUCUUUCUUUCUACCUACCUACCUACCUACCUACCUACUUACAUAGCUAUCUCAUCUUUUUCUAUCUAUUUCAUCCUCUUUCUUUCUAUCUCAUUCUUUUUUCUUUCUUUCUUUCUUUCUUUAUCUAUCUAUCUAUCUAUCUAUCUAUCUAUCUAUCUAUCUCAUCCAUUCUCUUUCUCUCUUACUGUCUAUGUAUGUAUUUAUCAUAUUCUUAUUAUAUCUAUCUAUAUAUCUAUCUAGUUCCUGUUCUCCCCUCCUUUACGGCCCUAUUACGUUCGAUAUUCUUCUCUCUCUCUCUCUUUCUUUCUUUCUUUCUUUCAUUUUUCAUUUCUUUCAUUCAUUCUUUCUUCCUUUCUUUCUUUCUUUCUUUCAUUUUUUCGUUCAUUCUUCCGUUCUUUUUUCAUUCUUUCUUUUAUUUUUUCUUUCAUUCUUUCUUACUUUUUAAUUUUCAUUCGUUCUUUUUACCUUUCUUUCUCUCAUUUUUUCUUUCAUUUUUUCUUUCAUUCUAUUUUUUCUUUCAUUUUUUCUUUCUUUUUAUUUUUCAUUCGUUCUUUCUUUUUACCUUUCUUUCUUUUAUUCUUUCUUUCUUUCAUUUUUUCUUUCAUUCUUCCUUUCAUUCGUUCUUUUAUUUUUUCUUUCAUUGCUUCCUUCUCUUUAUUUUUCCUUCUUUCUUUCUUUCUAUCUUUCUUGCUUCCAUUCUUUCUUUCUUUUUAUCUUUCAUUCUUUCUUUCUUUCUUUCUUUCUUUCUUUUUUUCAUUCAUUCUUUCUUUCUUUCUUUCUUUUUUUCAUUCAUUCUUUCUUUCUUUCUUUUUUCAUUCAUUCUUUCUUUCUUUUUUUCAUUCAAUCUUUCUUUCUUUCUUUCUUUCUUUCUUUCAUUCAUUCUUUCUUUCUUUCUUUCUUUCUUUUUUUCAUUCAUUCAUUCUUUCUUUCUUUCUUUUUUCAUUCUUUCUUUCUUUCUUUCUUUCUUUCCAUUUAUCAAUUCUUUCUUUCUCUUUUCUUUCUUUCUCUUUUCUUUCUUUCUCUUUUUUCUUUCUUUCUUUCUUUCUUUCUUUCAUAUUACCAUUCGGUCUAUCUGUCUGUCUGUCUGUCUUUCUUUCUUUCUUUCUUUCUUUCUUUCUUUCUUUCUUUCUAUUUAUCUCGGUCGAUCUGUCUGUCUGUCAUCUUUUCUUUCUUUCGUUCUUUCUUUCUUUCUUUCUUUCUUUCUUUCUUUCUUUCUUUCUUUUAAUCAAAACAGUAAAAUACUAAAUAUUCAUAUAACUUUGAACGAUCUAUCUAUCUAUCUAUCUAUCUAUCUAUCUAUCUAUCUAUCACACUCUGUUCAUAUCUAUCUAUCUAUCUAUCUAUCUAUCUAUCUAUCUAUCUAUCUAUCUAUCUAUCUAUCACACUCUGUUCAUAUCUAUCUAUCUAUCUAUCUAUCUCUCUAUCUAUCUAUCUAUCUAUCUCAAUCAGUUCAUAUCUAUCUAUCUAUCUAUCUAUCUAUCUAUCUCAAUCAGUUCAUAUCUAUCUAUCUAUCUAUCUAUCUAUCUAUCUAUCUAUCUAUCUAUCUAUCACGGUCUGUUCAAAUCUAUCUAUCUAUCUAUCUAUCUAUCUAUCUAUCUAUCUAUCUAUCUAUCUAUCUAUCUAUCUACCACGUUCAUUAUCUAUCUAUCGAAUCCUGUUCAUAUCUAUCUAUCUAUCUAUCUAUCUAUCUAUCUAUCUAUCUAUCUAUCUAUCUAUCUAUCUAUCUAUCUAAUCCUGUUCAUAUCUAUCUAUCUAUCUAUCUAUCUAUCUAUCUAUCUAUCUAUCCCAACUCUAUCUAUCUAUCUAUCUAUCUAUCUAUCUAUCUAUCUAUCUAUCUAUACCAUUCUUUUCCUAUCUAUCUAUCUAUCUAUGUAUCUAUCUAUCUAUCUAUCUAUCUAUCUAUCUAUCUAUCUAUCUAUCUCAUUCUUUGCCUAUCUAUCUAUCUAUCUAUCUAUCUAUCUAUCUAUCUAUCUAUCUAUCUCAGUCUGUUCCUAUAUAUCUAUCUAUUUAUCUAUCUAAUUCUGAUCAUAUCUUUCUAUAUAUCUAUCUAUUUUAUUCUCUUCAUAUCUUACGAUCUGUCACUUCUUCUCAACACACGAAUUUCUUUCUUGAAGAAAGAUUUUAUUGAGUAUAGAAUAAGUAUAAGUUUGAUGAAGUAUUUCUUCUUCUUCUUCUUCUUCUUCUUCUUCUUCUUCUUCUUCUAUUGGUCGCGUAGCCCUGGAAAUCAUUCACUUUCAGCUACUUUUUAG
Molecule: messenger RNA, 3390 nt
Organism: Acanthosepion pharaonis
Lineage: Eukaryota; Metazoa; Mollusca; Cephalopoda; Sepiida; Sepiidae
Source: the annotation of a GenBank genome assembly